UUUUUUUUUUUUUUGUUUGACUCUCUCUGUUUGCCAGUCUGUCUUCUUUCGCGGCAGUCGCCUUGACCACUGCGUCAAACCGUGCUUUUCACGGGCCCUCUCCCUCUUAUCAGUCCCUCCCUCCCUCCACGCCCGCUCCGUUCUCAUCCACGAUCGCUCCUCAGUGGCCGCGAACGUCCGCCGUCCGUCCGCCGUCUUCAGCCUGAAGUGUACAGCGCCGUGCCCAGCGCGCGCCCUCACACGAGAUGCUCACUUUCAAGCGAGCCGUCGUUCUCGCGGCCGUCGCGCUGAGCCUCCUUUUCCUCAUGCGAAGCUUCCAUCGCGAGGAGGAGCCCAACGCGGACCUGCUCCUUCCACAUCCAGUGCGCAUGAACACGCACCUGGAAGACAGCUUCCCUCGGGAGAAGCCUGCCGAGGCCGAUGCCGCCGCGUCCAAGGAAAGCGCGAUUCUGCAGGAUUCACCGCCGCCUCCGCCUCGGAAGCCGAAGCCCGCACAGAUCCCGCUUGAGGACCUGCGCAGCCGCCCGCUACGGCAGCAGCUCGAGUAUCUCUUUCCCUAUGACCCGACGUCCAAAUUCCCAGCCUACAUCUGGCAGACGUGGAAGACCAGCCCGACCUCGCAGGACUUCGACCAGGCCUUCCGUGAACCGGAGGCGAGCUGGACCCAGCUUCACCCUACCUUCGUCCAUGAGGUCAUCACCGACAACGUUGCCGUCCAUCUUCUGCGCCAUCUGUACGCCUCCGUUCCAGAGGUGCUGGACGCGUACCAGGCUCUGCCGCUCGCCGUUCAAAAGGCCGACUUCUUCAGGUAUCUGAUCCUGUUGGCUCGAGGAGGAAUCUACUCGGAUAUCGACACGGCCGCUCUCAAGCCGGCCAUGGACUGGGUGCCCUCCGAGGUGCCCCGGUCGUCCUAUGGCAUGGUCAUUGGCAUCGAGGCUGACCCGGAUCGCCCGGACUGGUCGGACUGGUACUCGCGCCGCAUACAGUUCUGCCAGUGGACCAUACAGUCUAAGCCCGGCCAUCCGAUCCUAACCGACAUCGUCGCCAACAUCACCCAGGAAACGCUCUUGCGUAAGCGCGAGGGUCGCCUCUCCGACCGUCACGAAGACAUUGUUGAGUUCACGGGCCCCGCCCUGUGGACCGAUACAAUCUUCCGCUUCUUUAACGACCCUGACUACUUCGACAUGUCCACCAGCAAGGGCAAUAUCACCUGGGAGCAUUUUACGGGCAUGACCUCAGCCAAAAAGGUUGGCGAUGUUGUCGUCCUCCCCAUCACGAGCUUCUCGCCGGGCAUCAAGACCAUGGGAGCCGGCGAGGACGACGAUCCCAUGGCUUUUGUGAAGCAUGGCUUCGAAGGCACCUGGAAACCUGAGCAUCUCCGUCACAUUGGAGAAACCGAUGGUUGACGGCGUGUUUUUUCUCCCGCCACGAUAAUGAUUUCUUUUGAUUUUCAUAAAAAUCCUUGUCUUAAACGGCAUUGAGGGAUUCAUAAAAUUUUCCGAAGAAUGCGUUUCACAUCCUCAAACGCACUGCGGACUUUCAUCUCGGAACUGUGCGAAACCACACGGAACGCACGACACACUGAGCAGCAAAAUUCGCGAGCUGAAUCACGGGGAUACCCUAACGGCCGAAUAUCUUUUCGUCACGAAACGUGGGACCCAUAUCUGAAUUUUUGACGCACACUGCGACGUUCUCAUCUUUGAAUCUCCCUAGAGGACGGGCGUGAACACAUCUGUGACAACGUCCUAUCUUGACACAUCUAGAUUUAAUUUGCUGACAUUUUUCUGGUGAUUGGGCAAGCAUAGAGGAACAUGGCGUUAUGAUCGGUGACUUCAUUUGUUGCGGUUGUAUGGCGCCCAGGUGAAAUCAUCUCAAAACUUGAGGUCGCACGUGUUUGUCGGGUCUACAUCUUAUGAUGGAGAAUGCGAUGUCCGAGCCAAAAAAAAAAAAUAUUGGCUGAAGCUGGCAAUGCUUGCAUUUUCUGAAAGAGUGUUUGCCUGCGAUCGCCGUCGCGACUUCAUCCGCUUUCCUGUUCUCAUUUUUUUUUUCUUGACUGUUUACAACUGGGAGGCAUUAAACGUUCAAGUGCUGAACUGCGUCCGGGUUUUUCAAUCCUGUAUACUUGUGAGACUCAUCAUUUGAUGGAAUGGAGCAUUGGGACACCAAAAUUGCUUUGUUAUCUCUGCCAGCGCAUCAUCGGCCCUGGCUUUGGGAUUUUGAUUGCAUAUCCUUUAUUUUCCAGCCACCGCUUUCGUUCACACAAAGUAGAAUCUCACACGGACGGAACGGCAUAGGCUUCACUCUAUCUACUGUAUCUUUGAGUAUCCGUACAACAAGCUCAAGUUCGUUCGAUUUUUUCAUUUUUUUUAUCAACCUCGGACUGGGCUACGUUUAGGAGGGAAAGAAAUGUUGUACAUAUCCGCAUCCAAUUUUAUUCCUUCGAGAAUAAACGGCCUGGUAGAGGAUAUGCAACUUCUGGUU
Messenger RNA from Verruconis gallopava, 2481 nucleotides. RefSeq lists its product as uncharacterized. Gene Ontology annotation, cellular component: mannan polymerase complex. The transcript is spliced from 2 exons. Gene Ontology annotation, molecular function: alpha-1,6-mannosyltransferase activity. Bases 246 to 1406 code for a protein of 386 amino acids. The record is from RefSeq and is a predicted model, not a curated record. Gene Ontology annotation, biological process: protein N-linked glycosylation. NCBI's taxonomy places the organism in Eukaryota, Fungi, Ascomycota, Dothideomycetes, Venturiales, Sympoventuriaceae.